GGUACCUACCGCGCCUGGAACGCGCCUGGCAGCCUACCGACUUACCAAUCGAAGGGGUCUCUGGGAUCAAAGCUGUGACUCUCAUUCUGCUGGCGUAAUGAGUCUUGGGGCCAAUGGCACACAUCUCGGUGCCAGAGCCUCUCAGUCACUGCCAGCAAUGAGACUUAGCCGCGGUGUCGGCUCGGCCAUCUCGUUACCCUAUCCUAUAAGACACAGCGCUGCCGGGUGUUAUAGAUCUUAUAGCUGUCUGCCUAAGAUGUCGGAUAAUGUACGACUUUGGCAUUUGAGCCAUGGAAUCGUGUUCGCUGGCAAUAGAGAAGUGCUCUACCCCCGACUGCCUCGCGCGAAGCUCCACAGCGCUGCGACGGUACCUGAGGGUGGCGACGAGACAGUCACGCUAUCCAGCGUGUGUAUCCGCACCGUUGAUCAGAGCUCACCUGUGGAAGGCUCGGCCAGUGCUGCUAAGGAUGCAGGGAACCGCUUACCAGACGAGACUGGUACUCUGGUGGGAGAUCCCGAAGGGGCUGAGAAUAGAGGAGCCGCCGGGGAUGAAGCAGCCACUAUUGACGAUGUCGCUUGUGACGAUCCACCUCCAGCAAUCCUGGACUAUAGGAUCCCACCAGAUGCGUUUCGGGAGGCAAAACUCGCAGACCCGGGCAGCCCGGAGUCCUUCUGGUCGUACGCCCUGUAUCGCGGACCGGGCGAGGACGGCUCUGCCGAUGCAAAGGUGAAAGUUCACUACUGCAAGACGAAACACACAACGGAGCGGGUUCUCCAACAGUACUUCAUGAACGAAGAAGUCCUAGGUUUCGACCUCGAGUGGGCACCCUCUGCCACGAGAUAUCAAAGCGCCAGGCAAAACGUCAGCCUGGUCCAGCUUGCGAGCCAGAGUCGGAUUGCCCUGUUCCAUCUGGCAUUAUAUCCGAAGAACGACGACUUGGUCGCCCCAUCACUGAAGAAGAUCAUGGAAGAUCCAAAAGUCACAAAAAUCGGCGUCGCCAUCAAGGGUGAUUGUACCAGGUUGCGCAAUUUCUUGAAGGUUGAAUCCCGCGGCAUCUUGGAGCUGAGUCACCUGUACAAGUUGGUAAAGCACUCGUCUCGCGGGACUUUCCAACAUGUCAAUAAGAGACUCGUCAGUCUAGCUACACAGGUCGAGGAGUAUCUCCAUCUCCCGUUAUUCAAGGGCUCCGACGUUCGCUCGAGUGACUGGACUCAACAAUUGCAAAUGGAUCAGAUCAUCUAUUCUGCGUCCGAUGCAUACGCUGCAUUGCAACUAUAUUUCACCCUUGAUCACCAGAGGAAAAGUCUGGAUCCGGUGCCCCCUUUGCCGCACCACGCGGAACUUAACCUACCCAUACGACUCGGGGAUGGCAUCAGUAUUACAACGUCGGAUGAGGGGUUAGAGGCCCCCGAAGGCGAAGACGACACAAAAAAUGGCCCAACUCUCUCGGCUCGAUAUCUGAAGUCGCUGGGCGAUAGCAUAAAAAUCGAACCGGACGGCGAGGAUAGCGAGCCGAUCCUCAAAGAAACCCCGCGACCUCGGAAGGCAGCCAGCCCUGCCCAGCAGGGCCCGAAGGACUCGAGAAUCGUCGACGCUGAAACUUGGCUGGCGCAAUAUCGCCUAAGCAACGCGGGCGGUGUCCGCGCGGCGGCUUCGUCGCUUCGCGCGUACCGCAUAUGGUUCUGCAACAGGGAUCUCGAUCCCGAAGCGAUCGCGAAGCUCCUUCGGCAGCCUCCACUGCAGACCGCGACUGUGGUGAAUUACGUUUUGGAGGCCAUCAGGAUAGAGAAGCUCCCGUACGAUGCCGCCCGGCUCCAAACCGAGCUCCUGGACCUACUCCCGGGGGACAUACAGGCGAGACGGUACAAGGCUCUCGUGAAGGCAUGUCAGGGGGCGAUAGACGCGUCGACUCAAACACCAGCCGGACAAUCCAGCUAGCCGGAUAUAUUUCAGGGCCAAAAACAAAAAUGUAUAUUUCAAUCAUUGUGGGGGUAUAACAAUCUCAUGAACAGAAGCUCACGAGGCGAGGAGGUCCCGCCCCUUAUUUACCUGCACCUUCUUGUCCUCGCCGCCGCUCACGAUCCCAAGCGUCUUGUCCCACGCCACUCCGAACACCUUGCAGCCCUCGCCAGCGACGGGCCGCUUCCUGCCCUUGCGGCUCUCGCGCUCGAAGACGUAGACGGGCUCGCUGACGCUGCCGACGCCGCCCUCGUCCUUGGCGGCCGGGCGGACGCUCCGGAGGUCCCAGAUGCGGCAGG
Phialemonium atrogriseum is the source of this 2259-nucleotide messenger RNA. Its product is annotated as putative Werner syndrome helicase. Lineage: Eukaryota; Fungi; Ascomycota; Sordariomycetes; Cephalothecales; Cephalothecaceae. Bases 98 to 1939 code for a protein of 613 amino acids. The record is from RefSeq and is a predicted model, not a curated record. Gene Ontology annotation, molecular function: 3'-5' exonuclease activity; nucleic acid binding. Gene Ontology annotation, biological process: nucleobase-containing compound metabolic process. Gene Ontology annotation, cellular component: nucleus; cytoplasm. The transcript is spliced from 3 exons.